This is a messenger RNA of Saccoglossus kowalevskii, 2245 nucleotides long. Its product is annotated as PHD finger protein 14-like. Gene Ontology annotation, biological process: regulation of transcription by RNA polymerase II. The record is from RefSeq and is a predicted model, not a curated record. Lineage: Eukaryota; Metazoa; Hemichordata; Enteropneusta; Harrimaniidae.
GGCCUUUUUAGUGCCCGGAUGUUGAGCGCUGAGUGUUCAUUGAUUUAACGGGGACUUGGAAGCGUGGUUGCAGUUCGGUGCUUAUAUUUGAAACAGAACAUCUUGUGACAAUAAGAAAAUGGAGGAUGAUGACGACGGUGUCGGCUUUCUGUACAAAACGAUGUUAUCAAGAGAUCCAAAGAAACGUCGGAUAAAACCUGUUGAGAAACAUUUAAUUCAAGUAACCUUUGGUGAUGACAGUGAAGACGACAGUGAUUUUGAAAUAGAAGGCCAUGAUGAUGAUGAUGAAAUGAUGUCUGACAUAUCAGAAGAUGAGAGUGCAGAUGAUAAUAAAGAUGAAGAUUCAGAUGAUGCCUCGGAAAGUGAUGACGACGAUGAUGACGAAGAUGAGGACGAAGAUGAGGAUGAUAAAGACAGUCUCACAAUAGGGGAAUUAGUUGAAAAGGCUGCUUCAAAACAACAGGCAAUUAAGAGUUCCUCCAGUGAUGAUAAACCAUAUGCUAAAAUGAAAGUCUUGAUAUGCUGUGUCUGUCUGGGAGAUAACAGCAAUGAAGAAGAUGAAAUCAUUGAAUGUGACUAUUGUGGAAUUCCUGUACAUGAAGGCUGCUACGGAGCAUCUGAUGUAGAUUCUGCUAUCAGUAAUCAGACAUCCAGUUCUACAGAGCCCUGGUUUUGUGAUUCAUGUAAAGCUGGUGUGAAGAGCCCAGUGUGUGAGCUGUGUCCUAAUAUGGGCGGUAUAUUCAAACAGACAGAUACAGGAAGAUGGGUUCAUGUGGUAUGCUCAUUAUACAUUCCCGGUGUGACCUUUGGUGAUGUGGAUAAACUCAGUCCUGUGGUACUAUCUGAACUCGGUUUUAACAAGUGGGCAACCAGGGAUUGCUGUUACUGUGAGGAUGACCGGUUUGCUAGGACUGGUAUUGUUAUAGGAUGUGAUGCCGGGAUGUGUAGGAACUACUUUCAUGUCACAUGUGCUCAGCGUGUUGGCUUAUUGUCUGAGGCAUCACCAGAAGAGGACAUUGCUGAUCCGUUUUAUGCAUAUUGCAAAGUACAUGUUGAAAAGCUUCUUAUGAAAAGUAAAAGGCAGAACUGGUUGGCUGUUAAAUCCCACUGUCGACAACAGUCUAUUGAUAAUGUGCAAGAUGAGAUUCUAAAGAAUCGAAUUCUUGCCAAGCUAGAACUAUCAAAAGAGAAAUACAAUGAAGGCAGAAAGAAAAUCCCUCCACCAUGGGUGCCAACAGAUAAGGUACCACGCCUUUUAUCAUCCUGUCCAUCAGCCUGUCGCAGACUUAUGAAGAAAGCAGAAAUGUUAGGUAUUAGCACAGAUACUGUGUCCAUGCGGUCAGCCAAUGAAAGUCAUGAUCACCGAGGUAAAUGGCGAGUGGCACCAGCUUUCAGUCCUGAAUUCGUUGCUUAUUUCCUUGGUAAGUGUAGUUUGUCAGCUGACAUUGAAACUUUAAAAGUAACAAAUAAUGAUCUAAGAGGAAAUGGUGAAAGUUUGUGGUCAACGCUCAGUAAACUUGGAGGGAAGAAACUACCUCUACCAUCUGUUCUUAGAUCACCUCACAAUCCUAAAGUUUCACCAACCAUGAAAGAAACUUCCAAGUCUUCUACAAUGACUGUUAUAAACCUAUGUGGUAUAUGUUCCAAAUCUACUGACCAGCAUUUAUUGGCUCUUUGUGAUACAUGUAGUAAGUUUUAUCAUCUCGGGUGUCUAGAUCCACCAUUAACAAGAAUGCCAAAGAAAACCACAUACAGUGGAUGGCAAUGUUCAGAGUGUUGUAGCAGUGGAAGUGACAGUUCAGUUGCACCAGUGGAGGUGACUGCUGAACCGACUCCAGACAGUACGACUAGUGAUAAAACACGGCGAAGUCGACGACAGAUAAAAGAACCUAAUAAAUUCACACCAGUUCAAGCAUUGUAUGCUGACAGUAAAAAAAUAGCUAAAAUCAAACAUAAGAAGUUCAGAAAAGACUAUGAACCUGUAAAACGCAAAUUGUCAACAACACUGAGUGAUGGCGACAGCAUAGAGUUGCCAAGUUCGCCACCACCACCCCCGGCGAAACGAGAAAAACGGAAAUCUGCUUCCCGUAAAUCCAAAGAAAUAGACGUACGAACAAAGUGUAGCCAGUGUGGAGAAUCGGGUGAUAACUCCACGCUAGUAAGAUUAACUCAAGUGAUGAAGAAACAGGAGACAAAACCUGGCAGCGCAAAAAAGACUGAAGUCAAAAAGGAAUCUGUGAAGUAA